UUGCAGGAAGCAGCGCCCGAGACGUUGCCAUUGGUGGACGCAGAAGGGGGCGUGCGGCUCGUUCAGAAUGUUCAGUCCCGGACGAGACCAUUAAUCUGGGCGGGGGAGGGAGUUGCCGCCUGGCUGAGCUUUUGCGAUGGCCCAAACUCCGCGGCUCAUCCUGUUGUUCAGCGGGAAGAGAAAAUCCGGGAAAGACUUCCUGGCCGAGGAAAUCCAGAGCCGGCUCGGUCCAGAUGUUUGUGCCAUCUUACGGUUGUCGGGGCCCCUUAAAGAGAAGUAUGCAAAGGAACACAGCCUGGAUUUCGAGCGCCUCUUGGAUGCCAGUAAUUACAAGGAGAAGUACCGGCAGGACAUGAUCUGCUGGGGCGAGGAGAGGCGCCGGAACGAUCCUGGUUUCUUCUGCCGCAUCGUGGUAGAGGGUGUCGUGCAGCCUAUCUGGGUAGUGAGUGACACACGGCGUCUUUCAGAUGUGGAAUGGUUCCGAGACGUGUAUGGCGACUUGGUGAAGGUCGUGCGUGUCAUAGCCACAGAGGAGACCCGGAAGAGACGAGACUGGGUGUUCAUAGCAGGGAUUGAUGACGCUGAGUCGGAAUGUGGCCUGGACCAAGGUGUGGCCUUCGACUGGAUCCUGACCAAUGACGGGGAUCAGCUGUCUUUGGAAGCUCAGCUGGAGUGCCUGCUCCAAUUCAUCCAAAGCACCCUCCAGCCGAACAUCUAGAACGUCGCUUUCCCUCCCUCCAUCUUUUGGUACUGGAGCUCGGCUGCAGCAUCAGAGAGAAUAAGAACCUGGAGUGCGGUGGGAGCGCCCACAGUGGGCAUCCAUUCCUGGACUGGGGGGAUCCGCUUCCCUGUUUUGCAAGUCCAUUCCGAAGCAUGCCAGAAUCCGGUGCCAGUUCUUCCUGCAACCCAUUCCAAACAGGGUGUGGGCCCACCCUGGCUUCCUACUUUCUUGCAAACCGUUUUUUUGGAGGGGCGAUUUUUCAGGCACUGGGUCCAGUUUGGGGGAACGGUAUUGGUUCUGUGUCACGGUUUAAAGGUUUGCCAUUUUGGGGCACCAGGGGGCGAGAUGCUCUCAGUUUAAAGUUCCCUGUUUACUCAUCGUUAACCUUCUUUCGUAAUUCAGUCUUUAGCUUAGCUUGCUGCAAAACUUGUUUUCUUGGGCUCAUCUUGCCUGAGGGGUGGGGAAUGCACACCGUUUUUGGAGGGGUUAUCUUAGGUCUCCCAUGUCACUUCCAGAGUUAAUCUGUUUUUCCCCUAAGCAGGAAUGCUCAAAUGCAACUUGUGUUUUUAAUCCCCACCCACCCUUUUCUCCAGGUGGGAAAAAUCACUGUGCCUUAUUGUAGAGAGUUCACCAGCCUGCACUCUUCGCUCGGCUGACACGAAACCCUCGCAGAAUCCUUCUUUCCGGCCAGAGUUUGCCAACUCCUCUGCUCCCCAAAACAGCUGUGUGAUGACAAAACGCUGAACAGCCACCAAGAACAGGGUGUGUGUUUCAGAGCUACACCUGUUGAGUUUCUCCCCAUUAAAGCACCUCUAGAAAAGGCUCUUGAGCAAUACAUUUGGCAAUUUGCAAAUGGCACAGGCGCACCAGUCAGGAAAGGAGUUGGCAACCUAUUAAAAAAAAAGUUUUGCUCACCAAGACAUUCUGGGGCUGGACUUGGCUUUGGUGAAUAAAGGGGCAGCCGAAUUCUGGGGGAGACCUUUGGCAUUAGAGGAUAACAUUAGGAGCAGGGUAGGAGGUGGUAAUUCCUUGCCACGGGGUGGCUGAACCUUAUUCAGUAUCUUGGAUCUAGGAAAGGAAAGCCAGAUCUCCGUCCGUGAUGCCGUCUCUUCCCUCUGCCUUGCCCCCUACGACUGCCUAACUUCUGGCUAACGCCUCCUGAUGCUGACCUGAACACUCAUCUCGGGAGAUUGUUCUGUUGACAAUAAAGCUUUGGAUUAGUUUA
Eublepharis macularius is the source of this 1946-nucleotide messenger RNA. It is a transcript of the gene PMVK, whose product is annotated as phosphomevalonate kinase. Gene Ontology annotation, biological process: cholesterol biosynthetic process; isopentenyl diphosphate biosynthetic process, mevalonate pathway. NCBI's taxonomy places the organism in Eukaryota, Metazoa, Chordata, Lepidosauria, Squamata, Eublepharidae. The record is from RefSeq and is a predicted model, not a curated record. Bases 137 to 718 code for a protein of 193 amino acids. Gene Ontology annotation, molecular function: phosphomevalonate kinase activity. Gene Ontology annotation, cellular component: cytoplasm. The transcript is spliced from 5 exons.